AUGGAUAAGGGUUGGAUGAGUAAACGAAGAUCAACAAAAGAAGAUGAAAAUGGAUUGAAUCAAUUUCUUGAUAUGGCUUUUGCUAAAGUAAGUCUUAGUGGAAAAAUUAUUUGUCCGUGCAAACGGUGUAGGAAUGGGAAAGGGGUAAUUAGAGAGAUUGCCGAAGAACAUUUGUUAGUUGAUGGCUUUAUGAAAGGUUACACAAAUUGGGUCGCACAUGGCGAAGACACAUUGACUGAUCAUGUGGAUUCCCAAAAUUUUAACGAAUUCAAUAUGUUAGGGGAUAUGACUGGGUUAGUACAUGAUGCGUUUGGUGUUAAUGAUACAAACUCAAACAUGGAAGAAGAACCCAACGGGCAAGCUAAGGUUUUUUUUGAGUUGUUUGAUGAUGCUCAAAAAGAAUUGUAUCCAGGAUGUAAACAAUUUUCUAAACUUACAUUUCUCAUACGACUCUUUCACUUGAAGUGUACUGGUAAAUGGUAUAAUAAAUCAUUCACAAUGCUUCUUGAGUUGUUGAAAGAGGCCUUUCCUGAAGCAACUAAGUCACUGCCCAGUUCUUAUUAUGAAGUUCAAAAGAUAAUAGGAAAAUUAGGACUUACUUGUAUUAAAAUACAUGCUUGUCCUAAUGAUUGCAUGUUGUAUUGGAAAGAGCAUGAGAAUGAUAUAGCUUGUCAUGUUUGUAAAACAUCUCGAUACGAUCAAGCUCAAACGAAUGUUGAUGAAGGAGAUUCCUCAAGUAAAUUCAAAAAAAAUCCAGCAAAAGUAUUGAGAUAUUUUCCAUUGAAGACUCGUCUUCAAAGACUCUUUAUGUCAUCUAAAACGUCGUCAUUUAUGAGAUUGCACCAAGAGCUUCGCACUAAGGAUGGUUGCAUGAGACAUCCUAGUGAUUCUCCGCUUUGGCAUGAUUUUGAUCGUCGACAUCGUGACUUUUCAAAAGACUCAAGAAAGGUAAGACUUGGUCUAGCGGCUGAUGGAUUUAGUCCAUUUCGGACCAUGAGUGUUACUCAUAGCACAUGGCCAGUUAUAUUAACCCCGUACAACUUACCUCCAUGGAUGUGUAUGAAAGAACCUUACUUCUUUUUGACCCUACUCAUUCCUGGUCCAUCAGCUCCCGGCAACAAUAUUGAUGUCUACAUGCAACCACUAAUAGAGGAACUAAAAGAAUUGUGGAAUGGAGUCGAAACAUAUGACGCAUCACAUAAACAAAACUUUUGUAUGCGUGCAGCUUUGUUAUGGACUAUAAACGAUUUUCCAGCAUACGCAAAUUUGUCUGGUUGGAGCACGAAAGGCCAGUUAGCCUGCCCAUCAUGCCACAAAGAUACCUGCUUUCAAUAUUUGUACAAUAGCCGUAAAGAGUGUUACAUGGGUCAUCGGAGAUUUCUAAGUGAAUAUCAUGCUUAUAGAAAAGAUAGUAAAUCUUUUGACGGGAAAGAAGAAUAUCGGCGAGCUCCCGUACCAUUAACUGGAAAUAUGAUUUAG
Messenger RNA from Erythranthe guttata (spotted monkey flower), 1479 nucleotides. RefSeq lists its product as uncharacterized. NCBI's taxonomy places the organism in Eukaryota, Viridiplantae, Streptophyta, Magnoliopsida, Lamiales, Phrymaceae. The record is from RefSeq and is a predicted model, not a curated record.